AUGUCAGAGGAAAGUAAUAAAACAUAUUCAGAACUGUAUCCUUCUUAGGGAGAUGGAUUAAGCGGUUUGACAUCAUCGAGUAAUUAGACAAUUAGUAUAAAUGAUGAUAGAUCUAUUAUCAGAUAGUAUUAUGAUAUAAGCCGAAUUGAAUCAGAUUAAAUGAGUUUGAUUGAUGAAUCUAACGAGUCUGAUUCUAUGGCGAUCCCCUCUAGAUUAGAAAUGAUACACUAAGGCAUCAAGAAUAGAAACAUAUUUUUUGAAAAAGAAGUUGCACCAUUAAUAGACCAACAUAACCAGUAGCAUAAUUGUAUUCACAAAACAUAUCUUAAUAAUCUGCGCCAUGAUAUAAUAAGAAUUAGCGAGGAUGGUGAUGAAGAAAUAGAAUUUGAAGAUUUUGAUAAGAUUGAUUUAAGAAGACCAAUUUUGAAUGUUCUUCUCGGAUACCAAAUGAUCUGCAGACUUCUGUGUUUUUAUGGAAAUUUAUAAAGUCCAAUAUACUAAUUUCCCUCCUUAAAUGUCUUUAAAAAUGCAAUUCUACUCUUUAAAGAAGAUAAUAGGAUGGUCAAUAAUUUGAAUAGAUUUUAGAUGGAAAAAUAUUUAAGAACAAUUCAGUCUUUUGUUGUUAGAAAUGGCUUGAUUUCAUUGAGAUGA
This is a messenger RNA of Stylonychia lemnae, 651 nucleotides long. NCBI's taxonomy places the organism in Eukaryota, Ciliophora, Spirotrichea, Sporadotrichida, Oxytrichidae. The record is from the annotation of a GenBank genome assembly.